GAGGAGCGACCAUGGCCAGGACCAAGCAGACCGCCCGUAAGUCCACCGGAGGAAAGGCGCCCAGGAAGCAGCUGGCGACCAAAGCUGCCCGUAAGAGCGCCCCCGCCACCGGCGUGAAGAAGCCUCACCGCUACAGGCCCGGUACCGUGGCUCGGCGAGAGAUCCGCCGCGCACCAGAAUCGCCGCUACAGAAGUCCACCGAGCUGCUGAUCCGCAAGCUGCCCUUCCAGCGCCUCGUCAGGGAGAUCGCUCAGGACUUCAAGACCGACCUGCGCUUCCAGAGCUCCGCGGUCAUGGCUCUGCAGGAGGCCAGCGAGGCUUACCUGGUCGGACUGUUCGAGGACACCAACCUGUGCGCCAUCCACGCCAAGAGGGCCAUCAUGCCCAAAGACAUCCAGCUGGCACGACGCAUCCGCGGGGAGAGAGCCUGCACAGAGGGGUCCAAUUUGAUUUAUGUCAAGGGCCCAAAAUUCCUGGCUCUGAGAUCAGGAGUGGUCCGGGUCUUCACUUCUUGGCCACCUUCUCGGUCUUCUUGGGCAGCAGCACCGCCUGGAUGUUGGGCAGCCGCCGCCCUGAGCGAUGGUCACUCACCCAGCCAGUUUGUUGAGCUCCUCGUCGUUGCGGACGGCGAGCUGCAGGUGGCGGGGGAUGAUGCGGGUUUCUUGUUGUCGCGGGCAGCGUUACCGGCCAGCUCCAGGAUCUCGGCGGUCAGAUACUCCAGCACCGCGCCAGGUACACCGGAGAGCUCCGGCGCCGACACGCUCACCGUAGUUGCCCUUCCUCAGAUGUCUGUGGACUCGGGCCGGGGACUGAAGUCCGGCCCUGGAGGAGCGGGUCUUGGGCCUUGGCUUAACUUUACCGGCUCCUUUUCCGCGUCAGACAUCUUCAACUCUCGAUCCGGACCCGGAGGAGCGACCAUGGCCAGGACCAAGCAGACCGCCCGUAAGUCUACCGGAGGAAAGGCGCCCAGGAAGCAGCUGGCGACCAAAGCUGCCCGUAAGAGCGCCCCCGCCACCGGCGGCGUGAAGAAGCCUCACCGCUACAGGCCCGGUACCGUGGCUCUGCGAGAGAUCCGCCGCUACCAGAAGUCCACCGAGCUGCUGAUCCGCAAGCUGCCCUUCCAGCGCCUCGUCAGGGAGAUCGCUCAGGACUUCAAGACCGACCUGCGCUUCCAGAGCUCCGCGGUCAUGGCUCUGCAGGAGGCCAGCGAGGCUUACCUGGUCGGACUGUUCGAGGACACCAACCUGUGCGCCAUCCACGCCAAGAGGGUCACCAUCAUGCCCAAAGACAUCCAGCUGGCACGACGCAUCCGCGGGGAGAGGGCGUAGACUGACCGAGACCCGGGACAACAACAACACAACGGCUCUUUUAAGAGCCACAGACAUGAACUAAGAGCGGCAAGUCCUGAGACACGAUCAUGGUCCCUGCAGUCCAUCUCAAUACUACACGUUAAUGUACAGAUGGAAAAUCACAUGGUACAAAGAGUUAAACAAGAAGUUACCACCGUCAAACAUACAGAGUAUGUGCAAUAUUAAAAAGUGUAUUUGCAGUGCCCGUAACAAUAGCUGAACCGUACCCACAGUACAAAACCAUGAAACAAUACGUUUAUUUCAAGACAGGGACAGUGCACAAUAAAACAUUAAAGCAUUGUGCCAGGUUCUAGCAGAUUGCUAGUUUCUGGUGAUGGGAAUUUUGGCUCCCAAACCACU
Molecule: messenger RNA, 1709 nt
Organism: Larimichthys crocea (large yellow croaker)
Lineage: Eukaryota; Metazoa; Chordata; Actinopteri; Sciaenidae
Cellular component (GO): nucleosome
Molecular function (GO): DNA binding; structural constituent of chromatin; protein heterodimerization activity
Source: RefSeq, a predicted model, not a curated record